Rhizophagus irregularis DAOM 181602=DAOM 197198 is the source of this 5858-nucleotide messenger RNA. RefSeq lists its product as uncharacterized. The record is from RefSeq and is a predicted model, not a curated record. Gene Ontology annotation, cellular component: cytoplasm. Lineage: Eukaryota; Fungi; Glomeromycota; Glomeromycetes; Glomerales; Glomeraceae. Gene Ontology annotation, molecular function: ATP binding; ATP hydrolysis activity.
AAAAAAGCUUAGUAAUCAAAAUUAUUUUCCGAUGGUUGUACAACAAACAUUAAAUAGUAUAAAUAUAGCAGUGCUGAUCGGAUUUCAUUACCCAGUCAUGUCUCCUAACAAUAAUAAAAAAUCUCAAAAAAAUAUUAAUUAUCCUAAUGAAUCUUCAAGAAGGAGAAUUUUACAUCAUACCAAGAUAAUAGAAUCAAAAGAGCAAUAUGACAACGAUUAUGAUUCAACUACGACUUUACAUGGUUUUCACACUUCACAUGAUAAAGAAAAAGCCACAUCUAUUAUUCGAAUUGGUGAUGUUUCUUUAAGAGUUACCGAACCAAAAUGCCCUGAAUUGGUUCCUCAUUACAUUGAUCCACUUUUUGAAGAAUCGCAAGAAGUUCUUAGACAUUUAAGAUGGAUAAUGCAAAAAGACAAAUUGGGACAAGAUAUAUUUCUCAUUGGACCUCCCGGAAAUUUGCGUAGAGGACUUGUUUUAAAGUAUGCUCAACUUACAAAUCGAGAAAUUGAAUAUAUCCCUUUAUCAAAGGAUUGUACUGAUUCAGACUUAAAACAACGUCGUGAGAUAUCUGGAGGCACGGCAUAUUACGUAGAUCAAGCUUGUGUUAGAGCUGCUACUAAUGGUAGAAUAUUAAUUUUAGAUGGUAUUGAAAAAGCCGAAAGAAAUGUUUUGCCGAUAUUAAAUAAUUUAUUGGAGAACAGAGAAAUGUCAUUAGAGGAUGGGAGAUUUUUAGUGAAUCCAAAACGUUAUGAUUCUUUAGCAAAAACGAAUGAUAAGAACGUCAUGGACAAAUGGAAACUUGUAAGAGUAUCAGAUCGAUUUAUUGUUAUGGCUUUAGGCCUACCAGUCCCGCCUUAUGUUGGACAUCCGCUUGAUCCUCCACUUAGAUCAAGAUUUCAAUCAAGAGAUGUAAAACCACCUGGAUUUGAUUCUCAAAUUAGACAUUUAAAGAAAUUGGCACCUCAUGCAAAUUCGGAGUUAGUUGAACGAUUAGUAUCAGUAGCAACUGUUCUUGGAUCAAUGUCAUUUGAUGAUGGAGGAGGAAUUGAGAUUCCUGAAUUUUCUAUUUCGGUCGAUACAAGUGUUCUUGUAUUGCAAAAUUUUCCACAUAUUAAGCCAAGAUUUUUGUUGGAUUCGUUAUAUCCAUGGCCAUUGUUACCAACUUGUACUGCUGAACAAAGGAGUGUUAUUGAAGCAACUUAUCAUCGUUUUGGAGUGCUUGGUUUUGAAAUUGUCAAAAAAUCAACAAAAUUCAGUAGUGAAACCGAACAAGAUAUUUUAUUUCAAUGUAUGCCAGGAUAUAAUGUCACUGACAUAAAAUUGUCAGAAUGUAAGGAGAAUACUUUACUUGACGGUUCUCCUAUUCAUAAGAUUGAUUUAAAUUUCCAUCCUGAAAUUGAAGGUGAAAAAGACCAUUUAGUUCAAGUUUUUGGUGGUGGUGAAGAUCCUUCAACUGCAGAUUUUUUUGUUGAAACCAACUAUCAUAGAAGUAUGUUUAAUUCUAUGUUGAUUGCUCAUACUGUGGGUGAUUUUUGUGUUCUUGGUGGAAAAGGUGUUGGUAAAAGUGCAUUGAUAAGACAUUUUGCCAUAAAUCUUGGUUAUAAUAUUGAGUAUAUUCCGUUAUAUAAGGAUAUGUCUGCUCGUGAUCUCUUACAACGUCGCAGCACAACUUUUGCCGGUGAUACAGUUUGGGAAAAUUCGUCCUUAGUGAAAGCAGCAUUGUCUGGUAGUCUUGCUAUUAUGGACGGUAUUGAUACACUUUCAUUUGGAACAAUAGUAACAUUGCAACGUUUGAUCAAAGAACGUGAAAUAUCACUUCCUGAUGGAUCACAAUUAAUUCACCCUGCUAGAUAUCAAAAAUUAGGACAAGAUUACGGGCUUACAAAAAAACAAUUGGACGAAAAGAGAAUUUUUUUUAUUCACCCAGCAUUCAGAAUUGUAGCUUUAGGACGUCCUUUUAGUGGUGGAAGUGAUGAAGGGAGACCUGGUUCUUGGUUGUCACCAGAAAUUGUCUCAAUGUUUCAAUUUAUUGUUGUCCGUCCAUUGGAUUAUCAAGAGGAGAUGCAAGUUCUUGAAACUUUGUCUCCUGGAAUAGAUGCUAAUAAUCUUUCGUUAUUGUUGAGAUUUGCAAAUCGCCUUCGUAGAGGUUCCGAUGAAACUGUAAAGACCCUUUCUAAUUCACUUUCCACACGACAACUUAUUAGAAUUUGCCGUAGACUUGCAUUGUUUCCAAAUGAUAGUUUGUAUGAAGCGAUUCACAGAGUUUCACUUUCGAGGUUCUUGCCAUCUUUGGCUAAAACAGCAUUAGAAGAGUUGAUGGCAGAUAAUGGAAUUUUACCUCCAAAGAAAAUGGUUAAUGUCGAACAGUUAAAUAUCGAAGUACUUCCUUCGAAGUCAAAUCCUCAAAUAUUGAAAAUAGGAAAUGUUGAAGAACCCAUAACAAAGGAUUCUAACCCACUCUUAAUUCCUAAUAUUGUUUUCCAUGAAAAUCCUAAACAGACAGAAAUUCUCAUGCAAAUGUUACAAGAUUAUCAAUUAGGUGAACAUUUGUUGUUAAUUGGUAAUCAAGGGGUAGGAAAAAAUAAGUUAGCAGAUUACUUUUUACAAUUGUUGAGAUUGCCUAGAGAAUAUAUACAGUUACACCGUGAUACAACAGUGCAGAGUUUAACAUCCACACCUUCUAUAGUGGAUGGUGUAUUGCAAUUUGAAGAUUCUCCUUUAGUUAAGGCCGUUAAAAAUGGCUAUAUAUUAGUAGUAGAUGAAGCAGAUAAAGCACCAACUUACGUGACUGCUGUGCUGAGAAAUCUUCUAGAAGAUGGACAAAUGGUUUUAGGUGAUGGGAGAAGAAUAGUAUCUUCAGUAUCAUCCAAAAAUACUAAGGAAGAAUGUAUUGUCAUACAUAGGAAUUUCAGGAUGAUAGUGUUGGCAAAUAGACCAGGAUUUCCUUUUCUUGGUAAUGAUUUCUAUAGAGAAAUCGGGGAUGUUUUCAGUUGUCAUGCUGUGGACAAUCCUGAUUCAGAAUCUGAAAUAUUUUUAUUGAGAAAAUAUGCACCAGAUAUUUCUGAAGAUCUGCUUCUUAAGUUAACAGCUGCAUUCGGGGACUUACGAAAGUUAGUAGAUGAAGGAUUAAUUUCUUAUCCAUACUCUACGAGGGAACUGGUUAAUAUUGUUAAACAUAUGCAGCAAUAUCCUGAAGAAGGAAUUUCACGUAUAUUACAAAACGUUUUUGAUUUUGAUCAAUAUGACAAAGAUUCGAAGGAUCUUUUAAUUGAAGCUUUUCAGAAACAUGGAAUACCAGUUGGAUUAGAAUCCGAUUUUUCAAUUAAAUUGGGGAAAAGAAUUCCAUUAAGUGAACCAAUUAUUACUGAAAUUUGGACACAGUCAAAUUCAGAAAGUAAAAUUUGUGAAGUUAAACAAGAACCUAUAAUAUUUAGUGGAUGGGAAAUUCAAGUUAGUGAACCAAAAGAGCUUGAUCGGACUGAAGGUCGAAUUGUGACUUUUACCGAGCAAAUUUACAGCUUUAAGAUUCCAACUCGUGGUGAGGCACUUGAUAUAGCAGCACUUCCAGAUGGAUCAUUGUUUGUAGUUACGACGAAUCCUGUAACUUUACAUGCAAUUGACCAAAAUCACCAAAAAGUCAGGAGUAUCGAUAUGUAUGAGUUCUUCCCAUUACAAAAAGCUUCGCCAAGAUUAAGAAUAGCAAUAGUGCAAACGCAAGAAACAUGGUAUUUAAUAUUACAUAAUCCAACCGAAAAUUCAUUACUUUCUAUUGAUUUUGCAAGAAAUUCAGCAGUUGUAAUAACGUUACUUAUCAAUAAAAUCAUGUUGACGGGAUUAAACCCUGUUAAAUCAAUUAUGCUAAGAGAUUAUGAGUCAAAUGGAAUUUUAGUUUUUUACCAAGUUGAAAGAUCAAUUGUUCUUAUGUUGGAUUUCAAUUCUAAUACACAGCAUACUAUUGAAGUUCCAAUUAAAAUUUCACAUCUAUAUUUAAUUAGACCAGAUGUAUGGAUAAUGAGAGAUUGUUCAAACGGAAACUAUCAUCUUAUAUAUAAUGAUGGACAAUCUACUAAUAAUAUUAGAGUUCCUAACUUGAUAAAAAAUAUUAACGUUAAAGGAUUAAUUAAAUCCAAACCGGAAAUAAUAACUUAUUUAUCACAAAAUGGUGUGCCUUAUCCUAAUGUAUCAUCUGCUAGGUUCUUACAUAACGAAAAUGAUUCUAAUGCCUUAUCUAUUAUAACAAAUAUACCUGAAAAGUUAUUGAAUAAUCCAUCAAAUGAAGCUAAAGCUGAAAUUAUCUCAUAUAUGAGAGAAAGCGGAGAUGACGGAAGAAAUUAUUACAAGAAUUUAACAAAUUCUUCGGUAUUUUUGGAAAAAUCUGGACAAUUGGCUACUAUUAUUCCAUUAAAAGAUGGGAGAAGUGAAGGUUAUUUAGAGCUAUUUAACCCUGUACAGAACACAUUAUGGAGAGUUACAAUGCCAUUAGCCAUUCCUGAUGUUGGACUAAUUAAAAAAGAUCCAGCAUUAAACGCUAUUGGAAGUCCCUAUAUAUUCUUCGAGAGAAUGGCUGCAGCUAUGUUGGAAUUACCUAAUGGUGAUUUAUUAACUAUGGAUAUUAGUGGUGUUGUAAGAAUAUGGCAAGUUGAUGCUGGUCAAUUAAUAAAUGCUGCAAAAACUUGGAGAAAACUUGUUGGGUCUAUUGAUCAACGUACUUUAUCUAUCAUAUAUGAAGAUUCUGAGGGAAAUGUAAUCUCGGAACAUAUAGAGAAUGAUGGUUUGCAGGAUAGAAGUUCUGGUAAUGGAAGUGGUGAGGGAAAUGGAAACGGAAAUGGAGGCUCUGGCGGUGGUGGUACGGGUGGUGGUGCAGGUGAUGGAGGAGGAGACCAAUUGAAUUUGGAGGGUCGAGAACCUACUUUUAUUGAUGUUAGUAACAUGGAAAUUAGAACUGAAGCCAAACCACCUCUUGAACUUACUGAUGCUCAAAGAGAAUUACAUGAAAUAUCUAUGCAAAAACGCCGAGAACAAAUUAAUAUGACACAAGCAGAUUCUGAAAAAUUUAGAUCAUAUUUAACAAAUGUUCAACGUGAAAUUCGUGAAUUGCGUGUAAUUUUAGAAAGUAUUGAAUCAAAAAAUAAAGAACGCGUUUGGUUGAAGAAUCAAAGUUCUGGUGAUGUUGAUGAUACAAAAUUAAUUGAAGGGUUAACUGGCGAUAGAAAUAUUUACAAGAGGCGUGGUGAAAAUGAUCCCGAAAUUGGAUUCUUUCAACAACAUCCUAAAAAAAUGUAUUUCUUAUUUGAUUUGAGCGCAAGUAUGUAUCGAUUUAAUUCACAUGAUCGACGAUUGGAACGAUCUAUGGAAGUUGCACUUAUGAUUAUGGAAUCAUUUAAAUCAUUUGAGCAUAAAUUUCAAUAUAGAAUUAUUGGACAUAGUGGAGAUGGACCUAAUAUAGAGUUAGUUAAGGAAGGAAAAUAUCCUCGUACAGAAAAAGAAUCAUUGAAAAUUAUAAAUCAAAUGUUUAAUCAUUCACAAUUUUGUCUAAGUGGAGAUAAUACGGUUAGUGCUACCGCUUAUGCCAUUAAAGACAUUGUGAAAGAGGAAGCAGAUGAUUAUUUUGUAGUUGUACUUUCUGAUGCGAAUAUUCAACAGUAUAGAAUUAAUCCUGAAGAUAUAGCGAAAGCAUUGAAUGCAGAUGAAAGAGUAACUUCAAGUAUAAUAUUUAUUGGUUCUUUGGCAGAUCAAGCAGAAAAGCUAAAAAAGUAUCUUGGAAAUAAGGCACAUAUUUGUAUGGAUAAUAAAGAUUUACCAAAAAUUAUGAAAUCAAUAUUUUUGGCUUCUAUGUUAAAAGAUUAAUUUAUUUAGA